Mesocricetus auratus (golden hamster) is the source of this 744-nucleotide messenger RNA. RefSeq names its product tubulin polymerization promoting protein family member 2 (gene Tppp2). NCBI's taxonomy places the organism in Eukaryota, Metazoa, Chordata, Mammalia, Rodentia, Cricetidae. Gene Ontology annotation, cellular component: microtubule. Gene Ontology annotation, biological process: positive regulation of protein polymerization; microtubule polymerization; microtubule bundle formation. The transcript is spliced from 4 exons. Bases 144 to 656 code for a protein of 170 amino acids. The record is from RefSeq and is a predicted model, not a curated record. Gene Ontology annotation, molecular function: tubulin binding.
UGUUACCUGAACAUUUUUAUCUCCCUGCCACCCCCACCUUCUCCUCAGUCAGGCUCCCACCUAGCUGCACACACAGAGGCUCCACCCAGGCACCCAGCCCCCCCUUGUCUGCCUCCCUCCCCCAGCCCGCCCCACAGUUGUCCAUGGCCUCAGAAGCAGAAAACACAUUCCAUCGGUUUGCUGUCUUUGGGGAGUCGUCCAGCAAUGGCUCUGAGAUUAGCAACAAGAACUUCGCCAAACUCUGUAAGGACUGUGGCAUCAUGGAUGGAAAGGCCGUGACCUCCACAGACGUGGACAUUGUGUUCAGCAAAGUGAAGGCCAAGAAUGCCAGGACCAUCACCUUUCAACAGUUUCAAGAGGCGAUGAAGGAGCUGGGCCAAAAGCGGUUCAAAGAGAAGAGCCCAGACGAGGCGCUGGAGGAUGUUUAUAAACUCAUGGAAGGCAAGGACCCCGCCACCACCGGUGCUACUAAAGCAACGACGGUGGGCGGGGUGGAUCGGCUGACAGACACCAGCAAGUACACCGGAACCCACAAGGAGCGCUUUGAUGAGAGCGGCAAGGGUAAGGGCAUCGAGGGACGGGAGGACACCGCCAACAACUCUGGCUACGUGAGCGGCUACAAAGGGGCUGGCACCUACGACCGAAAAACCAAGUAGAGGAGAGCCGUCUCCGCCUGCUGGUGUCCUGACCCUGUGGUGUGAACACCAGGAAAUGUAGGGGAUAAUAAACUUUGUGUGUGCAGCA